AACUGUUCGGCACUCGUUCAGCGUUCUUCGGCGCUCGCUCACAUCGCGUUCAGUGGCGUUCAGUGGCAUUCAGUAUUGCACGGCGUUUGGUUAUGCGUAGCGUUACUUUGGUGUCUAUAGUAUUGUGUACAGUCGACUUUCCAACGUGUAUUUCAAAAAAACAAAUUCGUCGAGAAAUUUAUAUUUUUUGUAAAGAAACAUUUCUUGGAUAAUUUUUUAUUACCAAACUUCGAAUUUAUUAAAAAUGGUGAUUUUUUCAUGAUUCAAUCAGCGAUACAUAUCAAUCGUCUUUGUAUGAAGAAAAAGAGAGGUCAUCGUUGCAUUCGUCUUUGCGUUCAUUCGUUCGAUACAUAGAAAAGUAAUACAAAAAUGGCGGAAGCUCAUUCAGCCGUCGCCUUCAGUUUUUCCAUCACCCACGAAGGAUGGGACGUGAACUUCGAUCGAGAAGUACUGAAUCUCGUUUGGUUAUCAGGUGUACGCUCCUGGAAGAAGAGAUUCUUUAGAUUUAUGAAUAACUUGAAAAGCGGUGUAUAUCCAGCAUCUUUAGGAAGCCUUUGGCUUACCAUAGGUAUUGUCACUGCAAUUCAUUUCGCGGGCUACAAAGUUCCUUACGAUCUCGUUGGAAAAGUUACGCCAUAUCUUUCUGGAUCUUUAAUACUCGCACAUCUAGCUGGUUCGUUCAUGAUCGGACUUCUCUUAUGGUUGGUCGUUAUAUAUAUGUUACGAUAUAUACUAAAGCUGCUGUUGAUCUACAAAGGCUGGAUGUACGAAUUAAGAGGCAAACAAAAAAAAUUAUCGAGAAUGACACAGAUAUGGCUUCUUUUCGUAAAACUGCUGUCUGGUUGGCGCAAACCCAUGCUUUACAGCUUUCAAGGUUCGCUGCCUCGUCUACCACUUCCUUCGGUAGAAGAUACGAUGAAACGGUACCUCCGAAGCGUUAGACCUCUACUGGACAAUGAAAAUUAUACUCGUAUGGAGAGAUUAGCGAAGGAAUUUCAAAAUGGUAUAGGCGUGAAACUUCAAAGAUAUUUAAUACUUAAGUCUUGGUGGUCUACCAAUUACGUAUCUGAUUGGUGGGAGGAAUACGUUUACCUUCGAGGUAGAUCGCCGCUUGUUAUAAAUUCAAAUUUCUACGGAAUAGAUGCUAUUCUUAUGCAUCCAACUACGAAUCAAGCUGCACGUGCCGCCAGCACUAUUCAUUUUUGUUUACAAUACAGACGGCUUAUUGAGCGUCAACAACUUGAACCAAUUUUACUGCAAGGUAUAAUUCCUUUAUGUUCCUGGCAAUAUGAAAGAUUGUUUAAUACCACAAGGCUUCCUGGUAUUGAAACAGACAAAAUAGUUCACUAUCAAGAUUCUAAGCAUAUAGUUGUACAUCACAAAGGAAAAUAUUUCAAAGUUCUUAUUUAUUACAAAAAUAGAAUUCUUUUACCAUGUGAAAUAGAAAUACAAAUUCAACAAAUUUUGAAUGACAAAUCUGAACCACCAGAAAGUGAAGAAAAAUUAGCUGCACUGACAGCUGGAGAGAGGAAACCUUGGGCAGAAGUCAGAAAUGAAUAUUUCGCGAAAGGAAUAAAUAAAGUUUCCUUAGAUAUAAUAGAAAAAUCGGCAUUCAUUGUCGUUUUAGAUGAUUUUCCAUACGAAUACGAUCCUGAACAUCCUGAAAAGUUAGAUAAUUAUGGUCAAAUUUUGUUACAUGGUAAAGGCUAUGAUAGAUGGUUCGAUAAAUCUUUUACUUUAUGUAUUGGAAGUAAUGGAAGGAUCGGUUUUAACGCAGAACAUUCUUGGGCAGAUGCUGCGGUGAUGUCACAUUUAUGGGAAUUCUUAAUAUAUGAAGAAGCCUGCAACCGAGAGGCUGAUGCUCCUGUUAUGGGAUCUCUCUGGGAAUAUGUUAUUGCUAAUACUAUGGAGAAAGGAUAUAAAGAAGACGGACGUAACAAAGGUACUCCAGAAUUUAUACCACCAACCCCUACUCGACUUCAAUGGGAUUUGUCUUCAGAAUGUAUUGAAUGUAUAAAUCGUUCUAAUGAGAUUGUACAAAAAUUAAUAAAUGACAUUGAAUUACGUAUCUAUGUACACGAUGAAUACGGUAAAGGUUUUAUGAAAGCUAGUGCAAUGUCACCAGAUGCAUAUAUACAAAUGGCUUUACAAUUAGCAUAUUAUCGUGAUGCUGGAAAGUUCAAUCUCACUUACGAAGCUUCCAUGACAAGACUAUUUCGUGAAGGCAGAACAGAAACUGUUAGACCAUGCACUAUUGAAUCUGCUGCAUGGGUAAAGGCCAUGGAAGAUAAGAAUGCAACGUUAGAUAACAAGUAUAGAUUACUACUAGCAGCAGGACAACAGCAUCAAAAAAAUUGUCAGGAUGCUAUGUGUGGCAAGGGUAUAGAUAGACAUCUUUUCUGUUUAUAUGUAGUGUCUAAAUAUCUUGAAGUAGAUUCUCCAUUUUUGAAGGAAGUCUUAAGCGAACCUUGGCGAUUAUCUACAUCUCAAACUCCACAUGGACAAACAUCAAAAUUGGACUUGAAGAAAUACCCUGAUUGUAUCUCUGCUGGUGGUGGAUUUGGUCCUGUUGCCGAUGAUGGUUAUGGGGUUUCUUACAUUAUUGCUGGAGAAGAUGUUAUAUUCUUUCAUAUCUCUAGUAAACGUAGCUCACUAGUAACGGAUGCUGCUAGAUUUGCACGCCAAAUAGAAAAGGCAUUUGCUGAUAUGAAAAAAUUGCUUUUAGAGAGGAAAAAAGUUCAACAGCACAAAAAUGGCUCCACAUAAAGAAUUUAGUUAUUGGUGCAUUAGAAGGCUAUGAAGCACAUAUCAAAAACUACUACAAACUAUAACAAAAUUCUUCCUAUUAUUUUGAGGAGUUUACAUAAAUACACACAAAUUUGUACUCUUAAUUAUUUUUAUAUAAAUAAUUACUACAAACGAAAUUUGGCAAAAACAAAUCCAAUAUUGAAUAUUUGUAUAAAAAAAGGAAAUAUCUGUUAUUUGCUAUUUUUCAAUAAUUUGUUGUAUUUCUAAAUGCAAUAUUGACAUCAAUAAUAUAAAAUUUAAUUUUAACUUUUCUAUAUGCAUAUAUACAAUUAGAAAUAAUAAUGAAGAAAUGUUGCGAAUAUAAAGAAGUAAAAUUUUAAAUUUAUAUCGUUUUGUAUUGGUUUUUGUAUAUAACAUUAGAAAAAAAUAUUCGCUAUCUAUCAUAUUUAACUACUAAAUUAUAUUUACUAAUACAGCUUCGGGUAUCAUUGGAAAAAUGGAAAAUCAAAUAGUUAUUUAAUAUAUUUAAAAUUUUGAUAUAUAUAUAAUCGAUGUUGGUAUCACAAUGACAAUAUACCUAAAUUUAAGAUUGAAAUUUAUUCUUUAAAAAUAAUAUUAAUCAGGUCAAUUUUAUACAUAUUAUUAUAUUAUCAAAAUGAUUAAGUAUGCGUAAAGUAUUAAAGGUGUUACGGUACGUCUUAACGCCAAAUUUAUAAACAAUGCAAUCGCAUUUAUAUUGAAACUGCAAAUAUUCAAUCUUUUAUUUUCAUAUUUAUUUACAUUAAAUACUCACUUUGUUGAUUGCAAAGCUACGAUUACAAUAUACUAUUUUUGUAAUGAUUAUCAUAGCUAUUGUAUCAAUAUGUGACUGUCAUAUAUAAAUAAUAUUCAAAUCUCAACUUAUGCCUAGAUUAAAUCUGAUUGAGAACUUUAGAAUGUUUAUUACUUGUGAUGAGACGUCACGAAUGCCUAAAAUAUUAUGUAAUCAUAUGAACUUUUAGUAUAAUUAAAUAUUUAAAAAUGCCAUAAACUAAUAUCUGCAACCUAUCAAUGCAAAAUUUUAUAAUGUCUCAUUUUAUACUAGAAAGUUAAUAUAAUUAUAUUUUCUUUAAUACGUGUUUGUUAAAGGUAUUGUUAAAGGUACUGGUGCUCUUAAUUAAAAAUAUUUCAAAUAUUUCAACGUU
Molecule: messenger RNA, 3932 nt
Organism: Vespa crabro (European hornet)
Lineage: Eukaryota; Metazoa; Arthropoda; Insecta; Hymenoptera; Vespidae
Gene: whd
Product: carnitine O-palmitoyltransferase 1, liver isoform
Exons: 16
Coding region: 370-2766 (798 amino acids)
Biological process (GO): fatty acid metabolic process; carnitine metabolic process
Cellular component (GO): mitochondrion
Molecular function (GO): carnitine O-palmitoyltransferase activity
Source: RefSeq, a predicted model, not a curated record